AUGGCCACAACUUUCCAUCUCUUCCCUCAUCUCCAAUGGGAGCUCCGUGCUCGGAUAUGGGAACUCACUGUCGAACCUCGCACCCCAACUGUAAUACAACGGACAGUCUAUCCAGAGAGGUACCAGGAAGGAGUCCUCAUACCCAAGAAUCGAAGGAGCCUGCACUUGCGGUCACCUACCCCAGUGCCAGCAACAAUGCAAACCUGCCGAGAAGCUCGCAAUCUCGGGGUAUACAAGAAGGCCUUCUCCGAGCUUGAAAGUCUACCGGAAGGCGGCGAGAGCCGCUAUGUGUGGCUGAAUCUGGAAAACGAUAUGAUCAAUUUCGGGAACCAGCCAUUGCCCGGAAAUUUACGGCCUGUUGCAGCCUCGAUCCAAAGGCUUAAACUCAAAUACAAUGCCUAUGAAUGGAUGGUUGAGGACGUUUGCAUUGUUUCUCUUGAUGCCUUUGAAAACUUGAGGGAGGUUCAUAUAGUUUGUUGGGAUGGCUUUUACCUUUGGGCAGUUAAUGGAUGUUGGAGUAAGACCCAUUGGCCCUGCGGCAAAGAAAAUGUUUUAUUUUCUGAACCAGGUGAUGCUCGGAUGAUAACAGGCAUUGAGCUGGAAGAGGGAACCUGGGAGACUAAUUUUGGGUGAGAGUUACUGAAGAGACCCGUUCGGAACCAAGGGCAGCGUGGUAGCUAGAAUCGUAAUACUAAGGGAGGCAAUGAUGGGAUGCGCUUCCUGAAUAUCUGCCGGUCGCCCCUGAAGUGAGAACCGUGUUCUUCUUCACGAGGUCGUGAACCAUCAAGGUUCACUGCAACUUUAAAAGACAUAUGGGCAAUGGCUUCUGCAGUAAGCCUAUAGAGUAUCCUCAGCAAACUGGAUAUGGAAGUACUCGGCAUCGGAUAUCGAAUCGCAUAACAGCCUUGCGCGACAUACGAUACCCGUUCGGAUAAUUGUCCGUAGCUUGUGACCCAUCUACGCACUUCAGCCUCAACGCCUCAGACCUGACAAGAGGUCGUGUCAUCUGGAACACCGCGUGAAUCAA
Neurospora tetraspora is the source of this 1027-nucleotide messenger RNA. RefSeq lists its product as uncharacterized. Bases 1 to 633 code for a protein of 210 amino acids. The transcript is spliced from 2 exons. The record is from RefSeq and is a predicted model, not a curated record. NCBI's taxonomy places the organism in Eukaryota, Fungi, Ascomycota, Sordariomycetes, Sordariales, Sordariaceae.